AUGUCUUUAGCAGAUGCAAAGGAUGGUGGGUUGCCUGUCAACCCCAGCCGACCUGAGACCUAUAUCAGUCCGUCACAGCGGAAGCUUUACGAUCCUGGUGUAACCUUCGAGGAAUACGUACACUACGCCAACCGUACCAGGGAAGAGGAGAAAGUCCAGCAACAUAUUACUGAUGGAGGGAUCAUGCAGCAAGUUUUUCGGAGGAAAUCCUCAGUCACAGCGGAAGGAGUGCCAGUCAACAACGGUGCUGAUACAACUGCUGAAAAGGAAAACACUGAAAAAUCUGUGCUGCCUGGGACAGACGGUCACGACAGUCAAGAACCCACCCGGCCACGACGCAGAAGCAUCUUGUCCAGACACAGCCUGGUCACUGAAGAGGAAUGGCGAAACGCAUCCCGGGCAUUGAGGACCGCCAGUUGGGGAGCCGGCUUCUAUCUCAUCACUACAGAUAUCCUAGGUCCUUAUGGUGUUGGAUUUGCUCUAGGAACCCUCGGCUGGGGUCCGGGGGUCGCUCUCUAUACGGUCUUCGCCUUCAUGGCUGGGUACUCUGGCUAUCUUCUGUGGCAAGUCUAUCUCGGCCUCGACUCGUAUGAAUAUCCCCUCCGCAACUACGGAGAUCUGGCUUACCGCACCAUGGGCACAACUGCGCGAUAUGUGGUGAACAUUCUCCAAUCGAUCCAGCUACUCCUUAUCACAGGUCAAGUUAUCAUCCAAAACGGCCAGGGUAUCUCGCAGACAUCCAAGUUCAGGCUCUGCUAUGUCGUCUGCGUCGUCUUGUUCGUGAUUGCGGGCUUCUUCAUGGGCCAGGUCCGUACCCUGCGAAACUUUGGCGUCUUCUCCAUGGUUGCCGUGGGCCUCAACUUGCUGGUGAUAUUCAUCUCCAUGGGUGUCAUGGCUCACUCGCCACCGAAUUAUGCUAUCAGCGUCCUUGGCUCCGCUGGCUCAGCCGUCAAUCCCGCCACCAUCGCGCCAGACGAGAACGGCGUCUACCCAUCCAUCAUCCACUAUGGUGGCCUCCCAGACUCGAGCAACUUCGUCGGCGCCAUCAACGGCCUGAUGAGCGGUGUAUUCGCGUACGGCGGGGCGCAACUUUUCGUCGAAAUCAUGGCCGAGAUGCGUCGCCCGUGGGACUUCAUCAAAGCCAUGUGGGCGGCACAAUUUUUCAUCUACGCCGUCUACCUCAUCUAUGGCUGCUAUGUGUACCAUUACCAAGGCCAGUACAGCUUUACCAUCGCCUACAUGGGUCUUUCUCCCUACGGAUUCCAGGCGGCCUGCGACAUGUUGGUCGUGAUUUCAGGGUUGAUCGCAGCGGGAUUGUACGGCAAUAUUGGAAUCAAGGUGCUCUAUAAUCAAGUUCUGCAGGAAUUGUUCAAUGCGCCACCCUUGACAUCAAAGUCGGGGAAAUAUCUCUUUAGUGCGAUUGUACCGGUGUACUGGUCUGUGGCCUUUAUCGUCGCGGCGGCUAUUCCAGACUACUUUGGCUUUGUCUCCGUUAUUGCAGCCUUUUGUAUUGUGCAGUUCAGUUACUCGUUCCCACCCAUCAUCCACCUUGCCUACACCAUGCAAAGGAACUCGAUGACACCGGGCGACGGUUUCAAUGAACAGACGGGUCAAACUGUCCGGAGCGAGCAUGGUAUAAAGAGGUUGAUUAAGGGAUUCUUCGCGGACAAAUGGUACAUCAAUGUGUGGCACAUUAUUCACGCGGGCGGUGCGUUGGCGACGGCGGGAUUGGGCGCGUACGCCGCCAUCCAAGGCAUGAUUGAGGCGUUCAAGAAUCCUCAGGUGAAUUCUUUUACAUGUACAAGUCCGCUGGAUUUGUCCGCCGUUUAG
Molecule: messenger RNA, 1830 nt
Organism: Fonsecaea nubica
Lineage: Eukaryota; Fungi; Ascomycota; Eurotiomycetes; Chaetothyriales; Herpotrichiellaceae
Exons: 2
Coding region: 1-1830 (609 amino acids)
Biological process (GO): amino acid transmembrane transport
Cellular component (GO): vacuolar membrane
Molecular function (GO): amino acid transmembrane transporter activity
Source: RefSeq, a predicted model, not a curated record